Messenger RNA from Helicoverpa armigera (cotton bollworm), 1396 nucleotides. RefSeq names its product transcription factor CP2-like protein 1. The record is from RefSeq and is a predicted model, not a curated record. Gene Ontology annotation, cellular component: nucleus. Gene Ontology annotation, molecular function: DNA-binding transcription activator activity, RNA polymerase II-specific; RNA polymerase II cis-regulatory region sequence-specific DNA binding. Gene Ontology annotation, biological process: regulation of transcription by RNA polymerase II. Lineage: Eukaryota; Metazoa; Arthropoda; Insecta; Lepidoptera; Noctuidae.
GGCAGGGGAGGGGAAGAUGAUGCGGAGGGAUGACAGCGAGGAAAAGGAGCAGAGGAAGGUGCCUCCUAAGAAGGUUAUGGCGGCUCUAAGCGACAUGGGCGGCAGCGGCACCAGCUCGUCUUCUUCACACAUGUCUCCCGGCUGGCAGGUCAAUGACCUCGAUCUGGAUCUGCCCGGAGAGCUGUCUAUGAACGAGGCGCUGCUGUCGCUGCCGUCGCUGGCAGUCUUCAAGCAGGAGGCUCCUUCUCCGACUGGCGCUGUGCCGUCUCCGCCACGACGCGUGUGGCCGCCGCGAAGACCUGAUGAUAGACAGAUCAGUGUGGAUUUUACCGAGUUACACCAGAGCCAGGCGGUUUCUGACAGGGAUUUCAAGAAUAUAUGGGAGAUCACUAGCAUGGUGGUGGACAGCAAUCGCGAUGCUAUGGAAGAGGGCAGCUGUCAGCAGUCCCCACAUAACGGGAACAUGAUCGUGCAACAUGGCAGCCCAGAGAGCAUGCAAUGCCAGCCGACCAUGCCACCAGGCACCAUCGUACCCAUCAACGGAUAUCAUUCGCCAAAUGCUCAGGAAAAUAAGAAUGCAGGAUUGCUGAUGUGUUCUCCCGUGGGCUCACUGGACGGGUUCCUCCACUCGCCCAUACAGACGCGCUCCGAACCCAGCUUCAAGGAUGAUACCAGAUUCCAAUACGUCCUAGCAGCAGCGACAUCUAUAGCCACGAAACAGAAUGAAGAGACGUUGACGUAUCUGAACCAGGGACAGCCUUAUGAGAUCAAACUCAAGAAGUUAGGAGACCUGUCGCAUUAUAAAGGGAAGAUAUUGAAGAGCGUGAUCAAAAUCUGUUUCCACGAGCGUCGCCUUCAGUACAUGAGAGAGCAAAUUGCGCAGUGGCACAACGAGAGACCCGGAGAGAGGAUUGUAGAGGUGGACGUCCCUCUCUCAUACGGAGUGAUUCGCGUAGAGCAGCCGGCGUGUCUGAACGCUCUGCAUGUCUUCUGGGACCCCACCAAAGAUGUUGGCGUUUAUAUUAAGGUGAACUGCAUAUCAACGGAGUUCACAGCCAAGAAGCACGGCGGCGAGAAGGGCGUCCCCUUCCGCAUACAGGUUGAGACUUACCUCGCUAGCGACGAACAUAAUAGGCUGCAUGCUGCCGCUUGCCAGAUUAAGGUAUUCAAACUGAAAGGAGCGGACAGGAAACACAAGCAGGAUCGCGAGAAGGUCAUGCGCAGACCUCGCACCGACUUGGAGAAGUACCAGCCAGGAUGCGAAGCUACUGUUCUUACCACGCUGUCAAACGAUGCUCUGAUGCCGCCGCCAUCUUUGGUGACCACCUCCCCACCGUACUCCCUGAAAUGUGGUAAGUUAUAGUUAUUUAAUUUAACUAGCUACCGAGUUCGCGCA